GCGUGCGGCGCGUGGAUGUUGGAGAUCUUCGAGUCGCGACAGACACGGGGUGAAGAGGACGAACCUCCCAACAAGGUCGAGGAGAAGCCCAAUAUGUUCUGCUGGAAGCGAAAGAGCAACAUGGAAGAGCUGAAGAAAGAGGUGUCCUUGGACGAUCACAAGCUGUCGAUGGACGAGCUGCACCACAAGUACGGGACCAAUCUGCUUCGGGGCCUGACGAACGUGCAAGCCGCGGAGAUCCUGGCUCGAGACGGCCCCAACGCCCUGACCCCUCCCCCGACCACCCCAGAGUGGGUCAAGUUCUGCAAGCAGCUGUUUGGGGGCUUCUCGCUGCUGCUGUGGGUGGGAGCCAUCCUGUGCUUCCUGGCCUACGGCAUCCAGGCCGUCACUGAAGACGAGCCCUCCAACGACAACCUGUACCUGGGGGUGGUGCUGUCGGCCGUGGUGAUCAUCACCGCCUGCUUCUCCUACUACCAGGAAAGCAAGAGCUCCCGUAUCAUGGACUCCUUUAAGAACAUGGUCCCACAGCAAGCGCUGGUGAUCCGCGAGGGCGAGAAGGUGCAGCUGAAUGUGGAGCAGGUGGUGCUGGGAGACCUGGUGGAGAUCAAGAGCGGAGACCGCAUCCCCGCCGACCUGCGCAUUGUGUCGUCCCACAGCUGCAAGGUCGACAACUCCUCGCUGACUGGCGUGUCGGAGCCUCAGAGUCGCUCGCCCAACUUCACGCACGACAACCCGCUGGAGACUCGCAACAUCGCCUUCUUCUCCACGGACUGCGUCGAGGGAACCGCUUGUGGAAUCGUCAUCAACACCGGUGACCGCACGGUCAUGGGCCGUAUCGCCACGCUGGCCUCCGGGCUCGAGGGCGGCCGCACUCCCAUCAACAUCGAGAUCGAGCACUUCAUGCACAUCAUCAUGGGCGUGGCCGUCUUCCUCGGCGUCUCCUUCUUCAUCCUGUCGCUCAUCCUCGGAUACAGCUGGCUGGAGGCCGUCAUCUUCCUCAUCGGCAUCAUCGUGGCCAACGUGCCCGAGGGUCUGCUGGCCACCGUCACCGUCUGCCUGACGCUGACGGCCAAGCGCAUGGCCAAAAAGAACUGCCUGGUGAAGAACCUGGAGGCCGUGGAGACGCUGGGCUCCACCUCCACAAUCUGCUCCGACAAGACGGGCACGCUCACGCAGAACCGCAUGACGGUGGCGCACAUGUGGUUCGACAACCAGAUCCACGAGGCGGACACCACGGAGGACCAGUCCGGCACGGCGUUCGACAGGAGCUCCCCGACGUGGAGCGCCCUGGCGCGCGUGGCGGCGCUGUGCAACCGCGCCGUCUUCCAGGCGGGCCAGGAGAGCAGGGCCGUGCUCAAGCGCAACGUGGUUGGUGACGCGUCCGAGUCGGCGCUACUGCGGUGCGUGGAGCUGUGCGUAGGAAACGUGCGCGACAUGCGCAGCAGAAACCAGAAGGUGGCCGAGAUACCCUUCGACUCCACCAUCAAGUACCAGCUGUCCAUCCACGAGUCGGAUGAACCAAACGACCCACGCUACCUGCUGGUCAUGAAGGGUGCCCCGGAGCGCAUCCUCGACCGCUGCUCCUCCAUCAUCAUCGAGGGUCAGGAGGAAUCUCUGGACGAGGAACUGGAGGAGGCCUUCCAGAACGCCUACCUCGAGCUGGGCGGGCUGGGCGAGCGCGUGCUGGGGCUGUGCCAACUCCGCCUCCCGGUCGACCAGUUCCCCAGGGGGUACGCUUUCGACACAGAGAACAUCAACUUCCCCAUGGAGGACCUGUGCCUGGUUGGCCUCAUGUCCAUGAUCGAUCCUCCUCGUGCCACCGUGCCCGACGCCGUGGGCAAGUGUCGCUCGGCUGGAAUCAAGGUCAUUAUGGCAACAGGAGACCAUCCCAUUACCGCAAAGGCCAUCGCCAAGAGCGUUGGCAUCAUCUCCGAGGGCAACGAAACGGUAGAGGACAUUGCAGCGCGACUCAACAUCCCCGUAAACCAGGUGGACCCAAGAGAUGCGAAGGCGUGCGUGGUGCACGGUUCGGACCUCAAGAACAUGACGGAGACUCAGCUGGACGACAUCCUUAAGAACUACACGGAGAUCGUGUUCGCUCGCACCUCCCCCCAGCAGAAGCUCAUCAUCGUGGAGGGCUGCCAGAGACAGGGUGCGAUUGUGGCUGUGACGGGAGACGGUGUGAACGACUCCCUGGCGCUCAAGAAGGCCGACAUCGGCAUCGCCAUGGGUAUUGUGGGCUCUGAUGUGUCUAAGCAGGCUGCCGACAUGAUCCUGCUCGAUGACAACUUUGCCUCCAUCGUCACCGGCGUGGAAGAGGGACGACUGAUCUUCGACAACCUCAAGAAGUCGAUCGCGUACACCCUGACGAGUAACAUCCCCGAGAUCACGCCCUUCCUCUUCUUCAUCCUGUGCAACAUCCCCCUCCCGCUGGGCACCGUCACAAUCCUGUGCAUCGACCUGGGCACCGACAUGGUGCCCGCCAUCUCCCUGGCGUACGAGGCGGCGGAGAGCGACAUCAUGAAGCGGCAGCCGAGGAAUGUGCGCGUCGACAAACUGGUGAACGAGCGGCUAAUCAGCAUCGCCUACGGGCAGAUCGGCAUGAUCCAGGCCCUGGGAGGAUUCUUCACCUACUUCGUGAUCAUGGCCGAGAACGGGUUCCUGCCGUCCAAACUCAUGGGGCUCCGCAUCGAAUGGAACACGAGGUCACAGAACGAGCUGGAGGACAGCUACGGCCAGGAGUGGACGUACGAGCAGCGCAAGAUCGUGGAGUACACCUGCCACACCUCGUUCUUCGUGAGCAUCGUCGUGGUGCAGUGGGCCGAUCUCAUCAUCUGCAAGACGAGACGCAACUCCGUGUUCCAGCAGGGCAUGAAGAACAAGGUGCUGAUAUUUGGGCUGUUUGAGGAGACCGCCCUGGCCGCCUUCCUCUCCUACUGCCCGGGCAUGGACGUGGCCCUGCGCAUGUACCCGCUCAAGUUGAGCUGGUGGUUCUGCGCCUUCCCCUACAGCAUCCUCAUCUUCGUGUACGACGAGGUGCGCAAACUCAUCAUCCGGCGCAACCCUGGGGGCUGGGUAGAGAAGGAAACCUACUACUAGGAGCCGCUCUCCUUCUGUUGGCUACAAUUGUCAAUUGCCCAGCUGUUCGCGUCGUAAUAAAUGCGGAUUAAUCACAGCAGAACACCUUUAGACGUCUAACCACUUAAACCGCUGUUUGUGGAAUUCAAACGGAAUAUUGCGGACAUGAAAUCAAUUUAUUUAACGAGCUUCGAGGAAUAUUUACUCAACCGGAAUUCCAGUUUUUCAUCUGCCGAUUGGCACAGCCCUCGUCUUCACGAGACAUCGCGGUGGAGCGGAAGCAGAACGACGGCGGAGCCACCCGUGGAUCGCACCCCGCGCUCGUGCGGGGGGACAAGGCAGGAGCUGCACGCGACACCAACCCCCCUUUCCCACUCGCCCGCCCGCCCUAGCGUCGCCUCGUCACUACUCUCGGCGGCGGCCUGGCUGUCAAGAGCGUAGGAGGUGGAACUGUGCCAGCGCCCAUGGGACAAAGGAAGCCUUGGCGCUGGGGUCACAGAGAGGGGGUGGGGCUUGCUGCCCCCCCCCCCUCCCCAUUUGAUUUCUUGUACUCGGGUCCAAUGGCGGCCCCACGACACUCUGACCGCCGUCUCAGCGAUUUUCCGUAAGGCUUUCACCAUUGUGGGGUUUGUUUGUUUGUUUGUGUUUUAAGUUGCAAUCGCACUGGGGCGGUGACGCACUGGGGCUUGUUGCAGAGGGUCACGGUUCGAGUUCGGUGGCUGCCAUGGUUAAUACUGCGGGCUCCGCGCCGUUUAUUUCGCAGUUAAUGAUGCCGUGACGUUAUUCGACGAAGAUUCGGCCACAUAUGCCGGUGACAUUGUCCAUCUUCGAUCAAUUACUCGCAAACUACUUAUUGGAGAAAUAUACAUCGCAACAUCGUCCCUCUACUUGUAGACUCGUGCCCAUUGGCAGGCUGGCACUGCACCCACCUGAUGCCACGCAAGAGAAGUUGAGAGUCCCACAGGCCACACAACCGCAGGGCAACAGGAGAGUUGAGAUGAGACGUGAUGCAAGGCGCUUGCCGAGAGGCAUCUCGGCAAGCGUCACUCUCAAUGUAAAUCCUCAUGGCGUCGCUCCAGCGCCGGAGCGGAGAUGGCGACGAGAAGCCGUGAGAGCGAGCGGUACUUUUAACGCUCGAGGAGGUCAAGAGGUCACAGUAGCGUGAGCUCCACGCUGGGCUCCCUCACGCCGCUCCAUCUACGGUAGGAGGCAUAAAGGAAGGGUGGGGGUGGGGGGUCUCAGCAAAGUGAGCGUGUGUCAAGAGGGGGCAUUGCGGGGGGAGCUGGAGGGCCAUUUCGAUUGGGUCUCAGGUGGCAGUUCAUUUUGCGAAUGAAAUGAGUGGCGAAUAUAUUCCUCGACGAAGCUUUUUUUGUUUUUAUUUUAGUCAACGAUGGAUGGAAAUCAUGGAGCGUGGCUAUGGCUACGGCAACUACCGACUACCACGGCGCGGUUGUGACGAGACGAAAAUAAUGAGUAGAGAGUCGUGUGAAUGGAGGGCCGGGCUAAUAUAAUUUAGUAAUGUUGUUAGAGACGCUGGGGUGAGGGGGUGUAUCACGCACCCCUCACACCCGCGUGUAAUCACUGAGAGUGUUGGUCUAAAUGCGUCACUGUUUUAAUCAGCCAACGAGUUAUGACUCCACGAGAUUCACAGUCUCAGACUCCAUGGGCUCGUGAGAGAAUGGGGGUGUGUGCUCGGGUACUACGGGGAGGGAGAGGUAUCUCG
Molecule: messenger RNA, 4801 nt
Organism: Petromyzon marinus (sea lamprey)
Lineage: Eukaryota; Metazoa; Chordata; Hyperoartia; Petromyzontiformes; Petromyzontidae
Source: RefSeq, a predicted model, not a curated record